CCAGAUUGUUAACAUAUCCCUUGGAAUUUGCAAAACCAUAGGCAACAUGAUCGAAUCAAACUUGCUGUUGUAUACAUAAAUGGACCUUGAAUUAUCUAAGACAACACCAUGUGAUCUCUUUUAUGACCUUGUCUCCUAAUAAGUCCCAUGGCUACCAUCUCUUACACUUUCUCCACCAAUCAUUCAAGUGGCAUUAUGUUUAUAGCAUAUUCUAUUAUCUAUAUAUAUGUUCAUGGCUGCAAGCAAGCAGCAACACAAGUCAUUGACAUCCUAAAGCACAAGAAACUCAAAAACUUACAUCUUAUUUUCAUUUCUUAGACUAGUAUUUCUUCAACACAUACAAAAAUGGGUUUUCGGUUACCCGGUAUUGUAAGAAAGGCAUCAUUUACUUCAUCUUCAAAAGCUAUGGAAAUUCCAAAAGGUUAUCUUGCAGUUUAUGUUGGAGAGAAAAUGAAGCGGUUUGUGAUCCCCAUAUCAUACUUGAACCAGCCUUCAUUUCAAGACUUGCUAAGUCAAGCUGAGGAAGAAUUUGGUUAUGAUCAUCCAAUGGGUGGCCUCACAAUUCCUUGUGAAGAAAAUAUGUUCUUAGAUAUCACUUCUCGCUUGAGUUGAUGCUAGCACCAUCAAGAUUAGGCUGACUUAGAAAUAGAUUACUUAACACAAUUUUUGUAACAAUUUCUUACCCAGUUACACUGAGAAAGAUUUUCUCCAUUUUUUGUUAUCCUACUAUUCAUCUCAAUGAGAAAUUUAUGCACAUAAACAUUUGUCUCCCAUUUUCUCCUUAAAUCUAAAUGUAUUAAGUUCAAAGGCAAUAACAAGCACAAAGUGCUGUUCAUAAAAUCAAUUUUCACUAUGUUGUACAACAAGUGCAAAAGAACCAGCAGGUAACUUUUAUGAUGAUAGUAAAUGUCACGGCCCAAAAUGAGCCAUGAUCGGCGCUUAGGAAAAUAAUCCCCAAGCAAGCCUAACCGACUCAAAUAUAAGUUGAAUAAGAAAAUUACAAAUAUUUGAAAUAAAUUUACAAUGUUUAAAAUGAAUAAUUACAUAUUUUUAACAAACAAAAAAUAAAAUAAAUAUGAGUGGAUCCUGCCUGUGACAUAUGGAGCAUACAACGUCUAGGAACUCAACAAGGAACAAAUACCUAUUGUAGAUCAUAAUUCUUGGAUAGAGAGCUCACAUAUUCAAGUAUUUAUUCC
Molecule: messenger RNA, 1196 nt
Organism: Arachis ipaensis
Lineage: Eukaryota; Viridiplantae; Streptophyta; Magnoliopsida; Fabales; Fabaceae
Product: auxin-induced protein 15A-like
Biological process (GO): response to auxin
Source: RefSeq, a predicted model, not a curated record